AUGGGUGUCAGUGCCAUUGCAUGGGGGGCUUCAGGGGAGCUGGGCACCAAGAAAGCUUGGAUUGCCAGAAAGAGCAAUCAUAGCUAUUUCCGUAUGCGUGCCACUCCUGGGAAUACUGCUCUUAAUCAUAUCUUCGAACUGGGACUGAAGUAUAGUUUGUCAAUGAGUGAAUUAUCUUGUGGAGGCCGCCAAAAGGCAGAGCUGCAGAAUGAAGGAAUACCUAAUUAA
Messenger RNA from Dovyalis caffra, 228 nucleotides. NCBI's taxonomy places the organism in Eukaryota, Viridiplantae, Streptophyta, Magnoliopsida, Malpighiales, Salicaceae. The record is from the annotation of a GenBank genome assembly.